Molecule: messenger RNA, 2524 nt
Organism: Cebus imitator (Panamanian white-faced capuchin)
Lineage: Eukaryota; Metazoa; Chordata; Mammalia; Primates; Cebidae
Gene: NELFA
Product: negative elongation factor complex member A
Exons: 11
Coding region: 276-1895 (539 amino acids)
Biological process (GO): negative regulation of transcription elongation by RNA polymerase II
Cellular component (GO): NELF complex
Source: RefSeq, a predicted model, not a curated record
CGUCAUCUUUGCGGUCUCUCCGAGAGCCGGCAGCGGGCGCCGCCAUGAUGCAUUACGGAAGCCUAUAGUCCUUCUUCGGCGGCAGCCCGUCAUUCCGGCUCUCGGAGUUGCCACAGAACUUCCCGGAGACAGGGCCGCCGCCCAGAAUCGCUCUCGUUGGAGGCUCCUCUCGUGGGGCCGCGCUGCCUGCGCCACCUCCGCAGCCUGCCGUCCUCAUCCCGAUGGGCGCCGCCAUGUUGGGGUCCUAGCCGGGGGCGCGUAGGUGUCUUCAUAAGAUGCCGGCGCUACGGCGCGCGCUUCCCUCCAAGAUGGCGUCCAUGCGGGAGAGUGACACGGGCCUGUGGCUGCACAACAAGCUGGGGGCCACGGACGAGCUGUGGGCGCCGCCCAGCAUCGCGUCCCUGCUCACGGCCGCGGUCAUCGACAACAUCCGUCUCUGCUUUCACGGUCUCUCGUCGGCGGUGAAGCUCAAGUUGCUGCUCGGGACGCUGCACCUCCCGCGCCGCACGGUGGAUGAGAUGAAGGGCGCCCUGAUGGAGAUCAUCCAGCUCGCCAGCCUCGACUCGGACCCCUGGGUGCUCAUGGUCGCCGACAUCCUCAAGUCCUUUCCCGACACAGGCUCGCUUAACCUGGAGCUCGAGGAGCAGAAUCCCAACGUUCAGGAUAUUUUGGGAGAACUCAGAGAAAAGGUGGGUGAGUGCGAAGCGUCUGCCAUGCUGCCACUAGAGUGCCAGUACUUGAACAAAAACGCCCUGACGACCCUCGCAGGACCCCUCACCCCCCCGGUGAAGCAUUUUCAGUUAAAGCGGAAACCCAAGAGUGCCACGCUGCGGGCCGAGCUGCUGCAGAAGUCCACGGAGACCGCCCAGCAGCUGAAGCGGAGCGCUGGGGUGCCCUUCCACGCCAAGGGCCGGGGACUGCUGCGGAAGAUGGACACCACCACCCCGCUCAAAGGCAUCCCAAAGCAGGCGCCCUUCAGAAGCCCCACGGCGCCCAGCGUCUUCAGCCCCACAGGGAACCGGACCCCCAUCCCGCCUUCCAGGACGCUGCUGCGGAAAGAACGGGGCGUGAAGCUGCUGGACAUCUCUGAGCUGGAUAUGGUUGGCGCUGGCCGAGAGGCGAAGCGGAGAAGGAAGACUCUCGAUGCGGAGGUGGUAGAGAAGCCGGCCAAGGAGGAGACGGUCGUGGAGAACGCCACUCCGGACUACGCGGCCGGCCUGGUGUCCACGCAGAAACUUGGGUCCCUGAACAAUGAACCUGCACUGCCCUCCACAAGCUACCUGCCCUCCACGCCCAGUGUGGUUCCUGCCUCCUCCUACACCCCCAGCUCUGAGACGCCCCCAGCCCCAUCUUCCCGGGAAGCCAGCCGCCCACCAGAGGAACCCAGUGCCCCGAGCCCCACGCUGCCGGCACAGUUCAAGCAGCGGGCACCCAUGUACAACAGUGGCCUGAGCCCUGCCACACCCACACCUGCAGCGCCCACCUCGCCUCUGACGCCCACCACGCCCCCGGCUGUUGCCCCUGCCACUCAGACACCCCCGGUGGCCAUGGUGGCCCCACAGAGCCAGCCUCCUGCCCAACAACAGCCUAAGAAGAACCUGUCCCUCACGCGAGAGCAGAUGUUCGCCGCCCAGGAGAUGUUCAAGACAGCCAACAAAGUCACGCGGCCCGAGAAGGCCCUCAUCCUGGGCUUCAUGGCCGGUUCCCGAGAGAACCCGUGCCAGGAGCAAGGGGACGUGAUCCAGAUCAAGCUGAGCGAGCACACGGAGGACCUGCCCAAGGCGGACGGCCAGGGCAGCACCACCAUGCUGGUGGACACGGUGUUCGAGAUGAACUAUGCCACGGGCCAGUGGACGCGCUUCAAGAAGUACAAGCCCAUGACCAACGUGUCCUAGGCCGCCUGCCUCACAGCAGGCCCUCAGUUGGGGGCUCCGAGGGACGAUGGCUUUGCCGGCAUAAAGUACCCGGACGGCGGACACCUGGCACACGAGGUCCCCCCAGCUGCCCUGGCCACCGCCCUGCUGCUGACCCAGCCUGUUUCAGUUCUGGAUGCAUUUCUCUGGGGUGUUUUGGGCUUAUUUUUAAAAUUUUAAUAUGAGUUCCUUUUUGUGUGAUUUAAGACACUUUUUGGACUCAGCGUUACAUUUUUGAAUGUAGUAAGUUAACCAAAAGUUACAACUUCCUAAUUUUAGUGACAGCUCUGUUAGACUCUUACUUUUAACAAUCUUUUCUUAAAGAAAUUCCACUGACAGCGAGUAAGGACCUUCCCUCGCUGGGGCAGUGCCCUCCCGCCCCCAAGGUUGAGGGGACCAAGGUGGCAUCGGUGAUGCCGGGGGUGGGCAGGAACACCCAACCACACCAGAGUGUGGGAGACGGUGGGCCUCAUCCCCUGCCAGUGCCUGCCGGGGAGUUUUGUAUUCAUCUUUUGUACAGUUGUGGACAUUUACGACAGUCUUUGGGUACUUAUUUUCAUUGUAAAAUUAUCUGAACAAUUAAAGUUUAGCUUUUCUAAAGAAAGCCACCA